AUGGGGUAUCCACCACCUACACGAAGGCUUGGAGACAAGAAAAGAUACCAUUAUUCUAAUAAUCCUAAUCGAAGGCAUCCCUCCGGUGUCUAUUCCAAAAAUGGCUUUUUAAAAUCAAUCAAUAAUGGAUUUGUGCCUUCUCCUACUGCAGAAAUUUCAACGGACCCAUCUAUUGUUCCCACAAGCGCACCACCACCUCUUCCUUCCGCGAUGCCUGCAAGCACAUUUGGUAUCGAAGCACCAAGGCCGUCCCGGUAUGAUCCGGGCUCAGUAAGUAGGCCCACGUCAUCAUCUUAUUUGCCAGCUAGGAAGAUUGGCAGCCGCUACAAUCCAGAAGUUGAAAGACCCUCUUCAACCGCCGGUUCAACCCCGGAAAACACAAAUUCGAACAUCACCAGUAACGCCAAUGCGGACACUGGAAAAUCACGCUAUUCCCAAAAAACCAUGAGUAGAUAUAACCCUCAGUCUAAUAGCUCUUCAAAUCUUACGCACUUUUCUUCAAGUGUUUCAAAUGCUCCCCCGUUUUACGUCGCUAAUGGAAAUUCUCGGGUUAGGCCUAGAUCAAUAGAUGAUUACAGUCUCGAUGUAUCGAACAAUCCUGAACCAAAUGCUGCUUCAUCAGUUGAUGGUAAUAGCGCUCAUUCUUAUUACUCUAGGAGCAACAAAUGGAGAUCGGUUGGAACACCUUCAAGACCGCCGUUUGAGGACCAUGUUGGUAAUAUGGCAACUGUCAACAGUAAUAAUUUAGUUCACCUAAGAGAACCUUUUUGGAAAAGUAACGACUUAAGUUUCUUAAAAUCUUCUCAUUCGCAGUCAUCGCCUUCCCUUUAUGCUAAUAAAUUUCACGAAGUAAGUAAAGUUGAUAGAUCACAAUCACCAGUUAAAAUUGAAGCGUCAUGCGCGGAUGAAGCAAAAGUUACCCCAUAUCAUGAUGAUAAAUUUCAAUUAGAAGAACCGGAUAUCAAGCCUCAUGUCUCUACAGAAUCAGACACCAGCAAGGAUCAUGGUGAAAAGAUCGAGGAAAGUCUACUUAAAACCAGGCGUGAGCUGCUUAAGAAACACUCUGUGCUAGAAAAAAGAAAAGAGUACGAUGAAGUGGAAGUCGACGUUAGAAAAUCGGAAGAAUCUAAUACGGAUAGAAAGCAGGAUGAGAUCUGGACGACAGCGACAACUACAGUUGUUAGUGCGAUUGAAGAGGACAAAGAACAGGGAAAGGAAAAGAGGAAAUCUAUUGAGAAAAAGGAGACUCCAGAAAUUAGGAAUUAUGAAAGGAUAUACGAUCCAAAAGUUCUGAGAACAGACUUAACAAAGCUCGUAGUAGCAAAUGAUAAUAAAGGUUACGAGGAGCCACUUGAGGAAAUUGAGAGGUGCAUUUUCCCAUUAUCGAAAUCAGAGACAAGGUUAUGGGAGUUGAAAAAUCAGACAAGGAACAAAAUAGUCAGUAAACAGAAAUACCUAUUGAAAGACACAAUCAAGAGUUUUACAGAGUAUCCAUUUUAUGUCCAAAACAAACUUAUUCAUCAACAGGCGACAGGGCUUAUCCUAACCAAAAUCGUAUCUAAAAUAAAGAAGCAAGAAUAUUUGAAAAGAAUAAAGUUAAAGCAUGAUUAUUUUGAUUUGCAAACAAAAUACGAAAAAGAGUGCGAAGUUUUGACUAAACUAAGUGAAAAUUUGAGGAAGGAAGAAAUUGAAAAUAAGCGUAAGGAGCACGAGUUAAUGGAGCAGAAAAGACGAGAGAAAGGUAUUGAAACAGAAAAAGAAAAGAGCAUACGCCAUUCGUCCUCGUCUUCAUCAUCCCGUCGCAGAAAUAGAGCUGAUUUUGUUGAUGAUGCAGAAAUGGAAAAUGUACUACUACAGAUAGAUCCAAAUUAUAAGCAUUAUCAAGCGGCUGCAACAAUCCCACAACUGAUAUUAGAUCCACUUAAAAAGUAUUCUCACAAGUUUUGCGAUGUUAAUAAUUUAGUAACAGACAAAUACCUCUGGGCGUCUAGAGUAUUGAAGGACGCUGUUGAUAACUUUUCUGACCAUGAACAUUCCCUGUUUUUGGAGGGUUAUUCGAUCCAUCCCAAAAAAUUUGGAAAAAUUUCACACUACAUGGGUGGACUGCGAACUCCUGAAGAAUGUGUCCUGCAUUAUUAUAGAACCAAAAAAACUGUUAAUUAUAAACAACUCCUUAUUGAUAAAAACAAGAAGAGGAAAAUGUCUGCUGCGGCCAAGCGUCGUAGGAGAAAAGAAAGGAGCAACGACGAAGAAAUUGAGAUAGACGAAGGUAAAGAAGACACAAUGGACACGGCGGAUAAGAAAGGAAAGAGUGAAAACAUUGUUGAAGAAAUCAUCCACCCCGUUUUGGUGCAUGUGCCUGAAUUGGAAGAUAAUCCACAAGGUAUAUCUGAAAACGCCAUCGGUAUUGCUGAAAAAGAGAGCGAUGAAGUUGUAGGUAGACCAGAAGACACUACAACGGCGAAUGAACUGAAGAGGGUGUAUGAUGUGAUCGAAGGCAACGAUAACAAGUCUAAUAUUAUCAAAGUCAACAAUGAACUUGCGUCCACGGCAGUCAAAGAAGGUGUUCAAAAUGACUAUUAUCCUGAGGAGUCUAGGGAACUCGAUUUUGGUUUAGAAAACGCAUUACAAAGAAAAAAGCACAAAGCUGCAUUGGAACAUAAAACAAGUUAUUGGAGUGUUCGUGAAUCUCAACUUUUCCCAGAAUUAUUGAAGGAUUUUGGUUCUCAAUGGUCUUUGAUAUCAGAGAAACUGGGAACGAAGUCAACUACCAUGGUAAGGAACUACUACCAAAGAAAUGCUGCCCGAAAUGGGUGGAAAUUGUUAGUUGACGAAACGGAUUUAAAGCGAGAUGGAACGAGUUCAGAGUCCGUGCAACAAUCCCAAAUAUUGAUACAACCAGAGCGUCCCAAUAUCAACGUUUAUAAUAAUAUUCCUCCCCAGCAAAGGCCGGCUUUAGGCUACUUUGUUGGGCAACCAACUCAGGUGCCCAACACAUCUAUGUCUUCUAUUGAUGGCUCUAUAAGACCCUUUGGGCCUGACUUUCAUCGUGACAGUUUUUCGAAGGUUAGUACUCCUCUAACUACUUUACCACCGCCAAGGCUACCAUCUAUCCAAUUUCCUCGCUCAGAAAUGCCUGAACCUACAAUGGCUGAUCUGCGAAUCAGAACUGUAGACCAUAUUGACACAUUGGCCGAUGCAGCCUCGUCUGUAACAAAAACUAAUAAUCAAAAUUUUAGUGAUGAAAGGCAUAACAUUGACAUUAACCGUAAAUCAGCAACAAUUAGUAGUCUACUGAAUAAUUCUGACCGAGAUACCAAGGCUUCUCUUCAAAACGGUCCCAGGUAUCAUGCGCAAAUUGAGGACACUCCCAAGUUGAACAAUAUUGUGGUACAAGAAAUAAAGCCGAACAUCACUACGCCAAGAUCCAGUUCUAUUUCCGCAUUGUUGAACCCUGUCAAUGGGAAUGGACAAUCGAAUCCAGAUGGCAGACCGUUACUACCGCUCAACAGUACUGCUUCUCAAGGCCCUUCCAGUUUUCCACUACCGCCUCCACGCACUAGCACGGCAGGUCGUCUGCCCCCAAAGUUCAAUUUUUCAAAUGAUCCACUGGCUGCUUUGGCUGCAGUGGCAUCUGCACCAGAUGCGAUUAAUGGGUUUUUGUCUAAAAAGGAGAAUAAUAACUGA
This is a messenger RNA of Saccharomyces kudriavzevii IFO 1802, 3687 nucleotides long. RefSeq names its product Snt1p (gene SNT1). Bases 1 to 3687 code for a protein of 1228 amino acids. Gene Ontology annotation, biological process: regulation of transcription by RNA polymerase II. Gene Ontology annotation, cellular component: Set3 complex. Lineage: Eukaryota; Fungi; Ascomycota; Saccharomycetes; Saccharomycetales; Saccharomycetaceae. The transcript has a single exon. The record is from RefSeq and is a predicted model, not a curated record.